This is a messenger RNA of Miscanthus lutarioriparius, 1887 nucleotides long. Lineage: Eukaryota; Viridiplantae; Streptophyta; Magnoliopsida; Poales; Poaceae. The record is from the annotation of a GenBank genome assembly.
AUGGCCACCGCCGUCCCCACGGCGGCUCUCUCCACACCGGCCCGCGCCGGGCCGGCGCCGCUCCGUGCUCCACUCCGCGCAGAUCCGUGCUACUUGCCACAGUUCCACGCGGCACUAAUCAAGUCUGGGGAGCUCACCGCCUCGCCCAAGUCCUUCCACUCCCUCCUCGAGGCGGCCGCCGCCUCUCCGACGCUGCUCCCCUACGUGGUCAGCCUGUUCCGUUUGGGCCCGCGGCCGCCGCCUUCCGCGCCGUGCUACAACGUCCUUAUGCGGGCUUUUCUUCACGCGGGCCACCCGGAGGACGCCCUUCACCUGUUCGUCGAAAUGCUCGACGCGGCUUCGGCCUGCCCUGACCAGCACACCGUCGCCUGCGCCCUCAAGUCAUGCGCCAGGAUGUGCGCGCUGGAUGUAGGGCGCGGUGUCCAGGCUCACGCAAUCAAGCGUGGGCUCAUGGUCGAUCGGUUCGUGCUGAGCAGCUUGAUACAUAUGUACGCGAGCUGUGGGCAUGUUGCAGCGGCACGGCUGCUGUUUGACGCAGUGGAGGAGAAGGGUGUGGUGAUGUGGAACGCAAUCAUUGCGGCUUACUUGAAGAACAGAGAUUUGAUGGAGGUGGUGGAGAUGUUUAGGGGCAUGCUUGCGGUUGGUGUGGCCUUUGAUGAAGUCACAUUGGUGAGUGUAGCCACGGCAUGCGGACGAAUAGGUGAUGCGAAGCUUGGGAAGUGGUUUGCUGGAUAUGUGGAUGAGAAGGGGCUGGUAAGGAACCGAAACUUGAUGACUGCAUUGGUUGACAUUGAGAUGCAGCUUGCUGAAGUUGGGCCGAAUGAUGUGACCAUGGUCAGUGUGCUCUCUGCUUGUGCUGUCCUGGGUGCACUUGAGACAGGAAAGUGGGUGCAUUCCUACAUAAGAAGGAAGCGUUUACCUCUCGCAAUUAUUCUUGGCACUGCAUUGGUGGACUUCUAUGCAAAGUGUGGAUGCAUUGACGAUGCAGUUGAAGCAUUCGAGUCAAUGCCUGUGAAGAACUCAUGGACAUGGACAGCCUUGAUAAAGGGCAUGGCAACCAAUGGAAGGGGCAGGGAAGCAUUGGAACUCUUCUCAUCCAUGCGCAAGGCCAGUAUCGAGCCCACAGAUGUGACAUUCAUUGGUGUUCUCAUGGCUUGCAGUCACAGCUGCUUAGUUGAAGAGGGUCGCCGGCAUUUUGAUAGCAUGACUCAGGAUUAUGGCAUUAAGCCAAGAGUUGAGCACUAUGGAUGUAUUGUGGAUCUAUUGGGGUGGGCUGGUUUGGUAGAUGAGGCAUACCAGUUUAUCAGAACCAUGCCCAUCAAGCCAAACACUGUUAUCUGGAGGGCAUUACUGUCUUCCUGCGUAGUUCACAAAAAUUUUGAAAUCGGGGAAGAAGCACUAAAGCAGAUCAUCUCCUUGAACCCCAAUCACAGUGCAAUGAUUCGAAAGGAAAUGAAAGACAAAGGGAUUGAGAAAAUUCCAGGUUGUAGUCUCAUUGAGCUGGAUGGGGUUGUCUUCGAGUUCUUUGCUGAAGACAGUGACCACCCCCAAUUGAGGGAGAUAUACCAGAAAGUUGAGGAGAUGAUUGACAGGAUCAAGAUGGCUGGGUAUAUCCCAAAUACAGCUGAUGUGAGGCUAGAAGUUGAUGAGUAUGAGAAGGAAGUAUCUGUUUCCCAUCACAGUGAGAAGCUGGCCAUUGCAUUUGGCCUGAUGAAGUUGGACCCUGGUGCAACAAUUCGCUUAUCGAAGAAUCUAAGAGUGUGCACAGACUGCCACUCAGCCACAAAGUUGAUUUCGAAGGUGUACAAUAGGGAGAUUGUUGUUCGAGACCGGAAUAGAUUUCAUCAUUUCAAGGAUGGUACUUGCUCCUGCAAUGAUUACUGGUGA